CUGCCUCUCUCUUUUUCGCUCCAUCACCCUCUCUCUCUCUCUCUCUCUCUCUCCCUCUCCCUCCAUCAUGGCCAUGGCGUGUUGUGGUCGCUCUCUUGACUCCCCCUGUACCCUGGCCCUGUUGGUGGGCUUCCAGUUUGCCUUUGUGGUCUACUUCUCCCUGGGGGGCUUCAGGGGGCUGGUGUCAGUACUGGUCCACUCUGAGCAGCCUGAGUUUGACUACUCCCGCCCCCACGACGUGUACACCAACCUCAGCCACCUGGGGGCACCACCAGCCCCCCACAUAGGCACCGGACCCCCAGGGACAGGGGCUCAGCUGAAGAACUGCAAGGUGCCCUCACCACUACUGGUCGGUCCUGUGUCUGUGCGUCUGUCCUCGCCUCUCUCUCUAGAGGAGAUCAGGGAGAGGAACCCGUUGGUGUUACCGGGAGGCCGAUACAGCCCACCGGACUGCGAGCCGCGCCACCACACGGCCAUCGUGGUGCCGUACCGUAACCGCCAGACUCACCUCCGAGCCCUACUCUACCAUCUCCACCCCUUCCUACAGAGACAACAGAUUCACUACAGUAUCUACAUAGUCCAGCAGUGGGGUAACUCUACAUUUAAUCGGGCUAAGCUGUUGAAUGUUGGGGUCCGUGAGGCGCUGAGAGACGAGGACUGGGGGUGUAUCUUCCUACACGACGUAGAUCUGCUGCCUGAAAACGACCAUAACACCUACACUUGUCACAAUCAGUUCCCCACACACCUCUCUGUGGCCAUGGACAAGUUCCGAUACAGGUUGCCGUACCCCCAGUAUUUCGGAGGGGUGUCUGCGGUCACACCUGAGCAGUACAUGAAGAUGAACGGCUUCCCCAACAGCUACUGGGGCUGGGGUGGGGAGGACGAUGACAUCGCUGCCAGAGUGCGUCUGUCUGGGAUGAAGAUAGUGCGCCCUCCAGUGGCCAUCGGACAUUACAAGAUGAUCAAGCAUAAAGGAGAUAGGGGCAACGAGCAGAAUCCACGCAGGUUUGACCUUCUGAAACGGACUAGGCUCAACUGGCAUUCUGAUGGUCUGAACUCUCUGACCUACGAGCUGUUAUCCAAAGAGCUGCAGCCUCUCUACACCAACCUGACGGUCGACAUUGGGGACGACCCUCGGCUGCCCCAGAGGAAAGCCACGCCCCCUAUGCCCAAACGUGAGGUGAAGGGGGAUGAAUUACCUCCCCUUGUGCCAUGGAGCAAACAUGGAUCAAAGAGGAGGGGAGACACACCCUUUGCGGCCAAACAUGACUUAAAGGGGGAAGGGCAAUACGUUAAAGUGGGUGUGGUUACAGCUGUGACUACGGCUAAACCUAAAGCUGACAAGGUAGACCACGCCCAGUCAAAGACAGUGCAUCAGACUGUAGAUGAUAGGGCAGGUGUGGUAAAGUAGGAAGAAGGCUGGGCUGGAGAUAUGGGGUGCGUCUCAAUAGUCUAAAGCCGCUCCCUCUCCUCUUCUUCUCUCAUGCAUUUGAAAACACAGGAUGGGUGUUAGCAAUGUGGAGGCUGUUACUGUCCUGUCCAGUUCUACCACAUCAGUGCAGAUGAAGGAAAGGAGAUGAUGAGAGGAAGCCAUUUUAGACUAUUGAGAUGCACACCUGUUCCUGGUUUAUCAUUAUCGUCCGCUAUGAGGGGAUCAGUAAAGCUAGCUAUGAGGGGACCAGUAAAGCUAGCUAUGUCCGUGAAACUGUAGAUAUUGUGAAGCAUAGGGCCUAGGCUACAGCCAACUCAAAACACUUCUGAAUGUGACUCACCUCCAGCGACAGUCACCGUAUUCAAACAAACUAUCCACCCUUCCUCUCUCAGAAGACUACAACACCCUUCUGAUACCAGUUGUCUGGUUUCAUAGGUUCUCAAACCUCUCCUCGGGGAUCCCCAGACGUUUCACCGUUUUGUUGUAGCCCAGAGCUAGCUCACCUGAUUGAAGUAGUCAAGGGCUUGAUGAGCUACUGGAUCAGGUGAGCUAGCUCUGGAAUAGUUCAAAUACAUGGGGGUCCCUGAGGAGAGGUUUGAGAACCACUGAACCAGACAACUGGUAUGAGAAGGGUGUCGUAGUCUUCUGAGAGAGGAAGGGUGGAGAGGUUUUAGAACCACUGGUCUGGUGGACAGGUAACGUCAUGUGUGGUGAACAUUAAGUCUGGAGAGAUUGUGACAAGUCAGCAUUUAAUCAAACUCAAUUGAAACUCCUGAGUUCCUUUUUUCAGCCAAUGGGAUGCCAGAUCUUGCAAGCAACCAAUCUGCUGCCAACCCACUGCUGCUCUCAGCCAAUCAUCUCCUAGUUGACUUCUGGCUUCAGCCUAUCCGCUCCCAGAAACUGCUGCUGUUGGUCCGCCCUAUUGUGUGGGGCAGUGUUUCUGUGCCUUCUCUCUUCUAUCGCUCUUUUAUGGAGUGGGACAAAGUUGCCCCCAGAUCUGGGGUCGGUUUUCUGUUGUCCCUGUUAUUGUUAAGUAUAUUAGGAUUGGGUCAGGGUAAGCUGAUGCUAAAUCUGUAUCUACAGGCAACUUCUACUCCGAGCACCAUUUUAUAUUCGUUUGCCCGAUCAGUGCUUUCACACUCCAGACGUAUCAGAUGACUGUAGGAUUUAUAUUUAUAUAGAGAUGUUUGUUUACUUGUUUGUUUUACUUUGAGUCGGGUGCCUCUUAUGAUUGUGUAUUUUGGGUUUAGAGACAAUCUAAUCUAAGGAUAAAAACGUAAACUGUGUUACUAAUCACCUCGCAUAGAGAAAGAAAUCUCUACGUAAAGGGAAGUUAAGUAUUCUAUGCCUCAGAUACCAUAGACUUGGUUCUAUAGUUUGUUGUCUAGUUUGAAUUGACUCUCUUUAAGUGAAUGGACUUGUGUCCAUCCAGUACAGAAUCCAUCAUAGACAUCCAUGUUGAUUUCAUAUCAUCCAUCUGGAAUGUACUGUACGUACUUUAUCAUACAAGUUUACUGUAAUCAAAAAACGAUAAGAUAUGUUUUAGUGAGGGGAGGUCUGGAGCCAGUUUUUAGGAGGAGCUAUAAGGUAACCACCUGUACUGUAUUUCCUGCUGCUACGUGAUUGGAUAAAGUAGUAUGUCUGGGGAGUUAUGAAAAUUCUCCUGUAUAGGACAUAGGGUUUCAUUAGAGAUGGUCAUUUCAAGCUUUUAUGCUGUUCAUGAAUUGAUAGAUUAUUUUUAUUCAGAUCCCCAUUAGCUAUUGAAGAAUCAGCAGCUAUUCUUCCUGGGGUCCACACAAAACAUAGAACAUGACAAAAUAUAGAUCACUAAUGGACAAGAAAAGCAACACAAACAAUAAGAGUAUUUUAAAAAUAAUAAUAAGAAAGAUAAAAUAAAUAAGUGAAUAAUACUAAUCAUAAACAUUCAAGAAUAAUGUGUGUGUGUGUGUUUUGAAUAUUCCAGGGUUGUUUUUUCAUGAUGAUUUAUUUCACUUAACUACUGUGUUACUGAUGCUAAUUUGAAUGUAUUUUAUUUAUUAAGCUACUGUUAGGAUUUGGGUUGUACCCAUUAAGCUUACUUAUAGCAGUGAGUAUUUACUCAAAAUACUCAAAAGGAGCAUUCCAUAGCAUCAACAAUGCGCCAUAUCAGAAUGUAAACCAGCAAUGUACAGCCUUUUAACUUGAUAGAAAGGGUGGUUCAUAUUAGCCACGUAGUUGUCAUAGUUACUAGCACUUUGCUGAACUUACAGUGGGGAGAACAAGUAUUUGAUACACUGCCGAUUUUGCAGGGUUUCCUACUUACAAA
Coregonus clupeaformis (lake whitefish) is the source of this 3737-nucleotide messenger RNA. It is a transcript of the gene b4galt3, whose product is annotated as UDP-Gal:betaGlcNAc beta 1,4- galactosyltransferase, polypeptide 3. Lineage: Eukaryota; Metazoa; Chordata; Actinopteri; Salmoniformes; Salmonidae. Gene Ontology annotation, molecular function: glycosyltransferase activity. Gene Ontology annotation, biological process: carbohydrate metabolic process; galactosylceramide biosynthetic process. The transcript is spliced from 6 exons. The coding region runs from base 68 to 1411 and encodes 447 amino acids. The record is from RefSeq and is a predicted model, not a curated record.